GGGGCAAACAUCCAGAGUGCUGGACCAAGGUGGCAGGUUAGAGAUCCAAGACAGUUUACUCAGACAGCAAUGGCAGCUCAGUUUCAAAGAGAUCUUCUUGUCAGACUGUCUCUGCUUACACUGGUUAUUAUGAUGGCAUCUAGCAGUGAUAUGGAGACAUCUAACCACAUCCCUGCAUACUUAUGGAAAAUACAGACAAGUGGAGGGACAACGAUAGACAAACGGUGCUCUCUUUGUCCUGCUGGGCAUUUUAUGGUGAAGAGAUGUUCUGAGAAAGAAGACACUAUGUGUGCACCUUGUGCUGAAGGAAUUUCUUUCAAUGAUGACUGGAAUAUGAAAUAUCAAUGUCAGCGUUGUCGCGUCUGUGCAGGUGUGUUUCUCUAUAAACAAAAGUGCAAUUCCACAUGUGAUGCAGCAUGUGAUUGCCAAAACGGUCUUCGUUGCAUGGACACUGAGUGUAGACGCUGCACCCGCCAGAUAAUCGAGAGUCAUAUAGAUUCAGAGAGAGCAAAUAUGGAUAGCUUAAAACACAAAGGGUCAGACGACAGCGACACGGAGAAAAAACAUCAGAUUCCUAAAAAUAAAAAGAGGAAACAGAAGAAGCAUAAAAACAAUAAAAGAAAACAUUCCAAGCAAUAGGAAAAUAAAACAUACAUUUAUUUUGUCAGUUCUACAACUAAUGUAAACUGUGCCCCAGGAAAUGCCUCAACAAACAUCUCUGAACACUGACCUAAACUGGACAUUGAAAUAAAGAGAUAUCCUGGGACAAAGUAA
Messenger RNA from Protopterus annectens (West African lungfish), 774 nucleotides. RefSeq names its product tumor necrosis factor receptor superfamily member 6B-like. The transcript is spliced from 5 exons. Gene Ontology annotation, biological process: regulation of cell population proliferation. Lineage: Eukaryota; Metazoa; Chordata; Ceratodontiformes; Protopteridae. Gene Ontology annotation, cellular component: external side of plasma membrane. Gene Ontology annotation, molecular function: signaling receptor activity; cytokine binding. Bases 70 to 639 code for a protein of 189 amino acids. The record is from RefSeq and is a predicted model, not a curated record.